AUGCUACGGGCCAAAGAUAAUGCAGACUCCGCUAUGGAUGCAUCAGCGGCUGCCGGACCUCCGCCUCCUGUUGCAGCUACGUUUGCUUUGGCACUGAAACUGCCAGACUUUUGGCUCCAUGACCCCCCGUCAUGGUUCGUACACGUGGAGGCUCAGUUCGCCCUUCGCGGAAUCUCGGCAGACGAUACGAAGUAUCACCAUGUGGUGGCCUCGCUCGACCCGCUGGCCACCCGUCGCGCGAUGACGCUCCUCCGGGACCCACCUGCCAAAGGGAAAUACACUGCCCUUAAAGAGCUGCUUCUUUGGCGCUAUGCCCUCUCCGACGCUGAAGGAGCCGAAAAGCUCCUCAACCUGUCAGGCUUGGGUGGCGGUACUGCUCUUGAGCUCAUGGAGAACAUGCUAUCAUUGCUCGGGCUGGAUGACGGGGGAUUCCUCUUCGCCCACCUCGCAAACUCCCCGCUUCUGCCUCCGAAGGAUUAUCGCUCCCUGGCUAAAGAAGCGGAUCGCAUUCUCCUGGCUAGCCGCACUUUCGACGUUCACGCCCUGGCUAUGGACCUGCCGGCAGCACCUUCCACGCCUCCCCCUGCCUCCCCCGGAGCAUCCGCCCGCUUGCUGAUGGCAGGGAUUGCUACACGCUGGCACCGCAGAAACAGCAUCUGUUUCUACCAUCAGCGCUUUGGCGCUGCCUGCCACCUUGCGCUUUCACGCACGGUAACGAAGCAUGGGGUUGAGCACUAUAUUCCCACAGUCGGGCCCCUGGUAAUCGCACGUGCUCGCCGCCUCGACCCCACGAAACUGUCCGUCGCUCGGUAAGAGUUUGCAGCCAUGGAGCGCCUUAGCAUUGUACAGCGUUCGAACAGUGCAUGGGCCUCUCCGCUUCACAUGGUGCCCAAAUUGGACGGUCGGUGGCGGCAAUGCUGAGAUUUCCGCCGUUUAAAUAAUGCCACGGAGAAUGACCCUUACCCCAUCCCCUACAUUCAGGAUUUUUCUGCCAAUCUCGCCGGAACCUCGAUUUUUUCUAAAAUUGACUUGGUGUGGGGGUAUCACCAAGUUCCCGUGCGCGACGAAGACAUUCCUAAAACCGCUGUCAUUACCCCCUUCAGCUUGUUCGAGUUUUUGCACAUGCCAUUUGGCCUGAAAGGUGCCGCCCAGACCUUUCAGCGGCUGAUGGACUCCGUUUUGCGUGGGCUGCCGUUCGUUUUUGUUUAUCUGGACGAUAUAUUGGUGGCCAGCUGCUCAGCGAGCCAGCACGAGUCCAAUCUGUGCCAGGUUUUCCAGCGUUUGGCAGCGUACGGCCUGAUCAUCAACCCUUCCAAGUGCCAGUUUGGGUUGCCUGUUCUGGAUUUCCUCGGGCACCGCAUUUCUGCUGAAGGUUUGGUUCCGUUGCCCGACCGAGUCCAGGCCGUUUCGGCUUUUCCGCGUCUCACGUCGGUUAAAGCGUUGCAGGAGUUCUUGGGGAUGAUACACUUUUACAACCGCUUUCUCCCCAGAGCUGCCCAUCUGCUACAGCCGCUCUAUGCUGCCUUAAAAGGUAAAACAGCCAAAGAUCCUGUUGACUGGCUGCCGGAACGCGUCCAGGCGUUUUCCGCAGCCCUGCUGGCCCACCCGCUUCCGUCGGCGGAGAUCGCGUUGACCACCGACGUGUCCGACGUGGCAGGAGUUGCUGGCCCUGCACCUCGCGACACAAUAUUUUUCCUCGAGGGUCGCAACUUUACUGCAUACGUUGACCACAAACCUUUGACGUUUGCGAUGUCCAAGGUCUCUGACCCAUGGAGCGCACGCCAGCAGCGCCAGUUGGCGGCCAUUUCAGAGUUUACCACCCACAUUCAGCAUGUGGCUGGUAAGUCCAAUCACGUCACUGACUGUCUCUCACGUGUGUUGGUUUCCCCGGAGUAUGUCGGCUUCAACUACGCUGCCAUGUCCGCCGAGCAACAUGCUGACCCGGACGUCCUUGCCCUUCAGUCAACGAAAACGGGCCUCGUAGUGGAGGACACCCCGGUGUGUCACCCCCGCCUGGUGGUUCCCCUUUCGUGGCGUCGUGUUUUUGACUUGGUGCAUGCCCUCUCUCAUCCCAACGUCUGGGCCUCAGUCAAGCUGGUCAGCGCCAGGUUCUUUUGGCCGGGCCUUCGCGAAACGAUGAAAGAAUGGGCGGCGGCUUGUAUCCUAUGCCAACGCUCGAAAAUCCACCGGCACACGCAGGCACCCCUCAAACCUUUCCGUGUCCCCGGUAGGCGUUUCGAUCACGUUCACGGUUGGUCCCUUGCCGCAGUCACAGGGUUUCACGCAUCUUACUGUGGUGGACCGCACGACCAGGUGGCCGGAGAUGGUACCCCUGGCAUCCACGACAGCGGUGAGGGUGGCCAGAGCAUUUUUGUCAACGUUGGUUUCGCGUUUCGGCCCCCUGCUAACAUUACCUCGGACAGGGGGCCCCAGUUUGUUUCUGAGCUUUGGUCUGCUAUGGCUGACGGCCUGGGGGUCAAGGUCCAGCAUACCACCCGCAAGCUAACGGGAUGCGCGAGCGGUUUCACCGGUCACUUAAGGUCACUCCGGGCUUCCUUAACAGAUGGCGACUGGGUUGACCGUCUUCUGUGGGUUUUGGUGGAAUUGCGGUUAAAGAAGACCUCGGGGUUUCCCCAGCUGAACUGGUCCUCGGCCAACCCCUCCGGGUCCCAAGGGAAUUCUUACCUGAGAGCCCCCCCCGUGUUUCGAUACCAGGCACGAUGCCCAUAG
Messenger RNA from Pundamilia nyererei, 2730 nucleotides. Lineage: Eukaryota; Metazoa; Chordata; Actinopteri; Cichliformes; Cichlidae. The record is from RefSeq and is a predicted model, not a curated record.